AUGUCGGACGAUGAGCAGCACAACCAGACCUUCGAGCAGACCGGCUCCGGCGCGUCCUUGACCUUCCCCAUGCAAUGCUCUGCUCUUCGCAAGAACGGACAUGUUGUUAUCAAGGGCCGCCCCUGCAAGAUCGUUGACAUGUCCACCUCCAAGACUGGAAAGCACGGACAUGCCAAGGUCCAUCUCGUCGCCAUCGAUAUCUUCACUGGCAAGAAGUUGGAAGAUAUCUCCCCUUCCACCCACAACAUGGAUGUCCCCAACGUCCGUCGUGAUGAAUACCAACUCGUCAACAUCGACGAGGGUUUCCUUAACCUCAUGACCAACGACGGUGUCACCAAGGACGAUGUCAAGGUUCCCGAGGGCGAUAUCGGCAAGGAGAUCCAGGGCGCUUUCGACGAGGGCAAGGACCUUUUGGUCACCAUCGUCAGCGCUAUGGGUGAGGAGCAGGCCAUCUCCUACAAGGAGGCUCCCGCUACCAAAUAA
This is a messenger RNA of Psilocybe cubensis, 483 nucleotides long. RefSeq lists its product as uncharacterized. Gene Ontology annotation, molecular function: RNA binding; translation elongation factor activity; ribosome binding. Lineage: Eukaryota; Fungi; Basidiomycota; Agaricomycetes; Agaricales; Agrocybaceae. The transcript is spliced from 7 exons. The coding region runs from base 1 to 483 and encodes 160 amino acids. The record is from RefSeq and is a predicted model, not a curated record. Gene Ontology annotation, biological process: positive regulation of translational elongation; positive regulation of translational termination.